Molecule: messenger RNA, 207 nt
Organism: Ilex paraguariensis (yerba mate)
Lineage: Eukaryota; Viridiplantae; Streptophyta; Magnoliopsida; Aquifoliales; Aquifoliaceae
Source: the annotation of a GenBank genome assembly
AUGGUUCGAUUAUUGGCUGGGUGCAUGCAUUGCUGGCGAAGAAGCUACGAGUGGCGACGUCUUCAACCAUAUUGGAGCAGGCUUGGGCCUCUUGGGCAUUGGCGCUGGCUGGCCUGGGAGACGCUUGGCAGCCUAGGUGCUGCCUUGGAACAAGAGGCGACUCCAGGGAUGCUAUAUGAUCUGGGCGUCAUGAGGACCAAGGCAUAG